Scheffersomyces stipitis CBS 6054 is the source of this 2007-nucleotide messenger RNA. RefSeq names its product aspartate--tRNA ligase (gene MSD1). The transcript has a single exon. The record is from RefSeq and is a predicted model, not a curated record. Gene Ontology annotation, molecular function: nucleic acid binding; ATP binding; aspartate-tRNA ligase activity. Gene Ontology annotation, cellular component: mitochondrion; cytoplasm. Gene Ontology annotation, biological process: aspartyl-tRNA aminoacylation. The annotation marks the transcript as partial. Lineage: Eukaryota; Fungi; Ascomycota; Pichiomycetes; Serinales; Debaryomycetaceae.
ACUUCUCUUCCAGACAAAGAGCUUACUUUAGCUAAGUUUGACUUUCCAUUGGCUACCCACUCCAUAAGAAAAGUGACCUAUAAACUAGAUUCAUUUCUUGAUGACAAGUCGAUAAAGGUAACUAUAAACGGACACAUCAACAGAAAGCCGAGAAUCCGGCCCGAGUUGAGUUUUGCUGAAAUCAGAGACUCCAAUGGUGAUUGUACCCAGAUACUCUUGACUCCCCAGACUACCAGCAGCAAAUUGUUUGAUUUGCUCAAAACGACAACAGUAGAAGAUGCAGUUAGUGUCACAGGACACGUUCAACUUAAGAAAAUGAAGCCAGGAGAUGCCACCCGUGAAUGGGAAUUGGUGGUAGAUAAUUUACAGAUACUCAAUUCCUCUAACUUGGAUGCAGCCAGAUUGGACAAAUUGAAACAUUCCAAUCCGGAGCAAUUACCUCCACAAUUCAGAUAUUUACAAUUAAGAACGAAAUUCUACCAGAAUGCCUUGAAAACCAGAAGCAAGGUUGCCAUGUUGAUAAGGAAUAUCUUCACCGAGAAUCAUGAGUUCACAGAAAUAGAAACUCCUCUUCUUUUCAAGUCUACUCCGGAGGGAGCUAGAGAAUUUCUUGUACCAACCAGAUCGCCAGACAAAUUCUAUGCUUUGCCUCAGUCACCUCAGCAAUAUAAGCAAAUUUUAAUGAGCUCAGGGUUCACCAGAUACUUCCAAAUUGCCAAAUGUUUCAGAGACGAGGAUUUGAGGGCUGACAGACAACCAGAAUUCACUCAGGUAGACUUGGAAAUGGCUUAUGUCAAUAAUUGCGACCAAGUCGGCGUAGUUGUGGAAGAUUUGAUUCAUAAUGUGUGGAACAGGAUCAGAAAUAUAUCUACUUACAGAGUCAAUGAACAAGGGUAUCUUGAAGCUAUUGACUUCGAUUCAACAAAACCAAAUUCUUCUUUGCAUUUCGGUAAACUAAAGUACAUUGAUGCCUUGUGCAAAUAUGGAAUUGAUAAGCCUGACCUUCGGUCAAAGUUAGAAUUUGUCAACCUUAGUGAAUUGUUCAUUCCCUCAAGCACUAACAAUGGACAAUUUCCGGUGCUUGAAGCGUGUAUCUUAAAAAAGGCUUUUGAGCCAUCUAAAGGAAAAUACAAAUUGCCUCGUUCAUUAAUCGAUCCUUUGAGCUAUACAAGAAGGAAACCCAUUGUGAUUCCGAUACAAGAUGAGAACGAUGCUACCAACUGGUACAAGAAGUUUAUUGAAAAAAAAGUUUUCUCUGAAGCUGCAACCUUUAGCGAACACAAACUUCAGGCAAGCUUAGACUUGGAAGCUGGAGAUAUACUUGCUUUUUCUACUAGAGCUGAAUUGCCUUACGAAAACCCCACUCCUUUAGGUAAAUUCAGACAGCUUGCCAUUAAUGAGUUCCCUGAGAAGUGGAAUCGUGAAAUAUACGACAAGAGCCUGGGAACUAUCUCCGAAGUCAAGGACACUUCUGCUAUCUUUGUUGGCUCCUGGGUUGUUGAAUUUCCGUUGUUUAGUCCAGUGGAAAUUUCCUCCAGUUCGAACAAUGAUUUCCCUGAAUACGACUUUACCUCUUUCGAGUCCACCCAUCAUCCGUUUACAAUGGCAAAACAUGAAGACUACGAUCUUUUGGAAACAGCGCCUUUGAAGGUGAGAGGUGAGCAUUACGAUCUUGUUAUCAAUGGUGUUGAGGUAGGAGGUGGCUCCAGAAGAAUCCACGAUGCCGAACUUCAGAAGUUUGUAUUCAAGAAUAUCUUGAACAUCACCAACUACAAUGAUUUGUUUGGCCAUCUUCUCCAUGCAUUGAGUAUGGGAUGUCCUCCUCAUGCUGGGUUGGCCUUGGGAUUCGAUAGAUUAUGUGCCAUGCUACUUGGAAGCGCAAGCAUCCGUGAUGUAAUCGCAUUUCCUAAGAACCAGUCUGGUUUCGAUCCUGUUGUAGAAAGUCCUACUUCGGUUUCUGAAUCCACUUUAAAUCAAUACUACAUUACGACCAAAUUGAAUUCAUGA